AUGCAAGACGAUAUUGACACUAAAGCCUUAGCAUAUGCCUGGAGGCGGAAAGAGGGCUUACACCUAGACGGAUACAAUGAAGAGUUAAGUUUGGCUUUCGAAUAUAGUGGUAAUCAGCAUUAUCAAAUUGUCCCUUUUUUUCAUCUGCAAGGGCAAAUGAAUCUAGACGCACAAAUCUGUCGUGAUUGGAAGAAAAAGGCGCUAUGCUACAGAGAAGGA
This is a messenger RNA of Funneliformis geosporum, 219 nucleotides long. The record is from the annotation of a GenBank genome assembly. NCBI's taxonomy places the organism in Eukaryota, Fungi, Glomeromycota, Glomeromycetes, Glomerales, Glomeraceae.